Messenger RNA from Fundulus heteroclitus (mummichog), 1825 nucleotides. RefSeq lists its product as uncharacterized. The record is from RefSeq and is a predicted model, not a curated record. Bases 38 to 1825 code for a protein of 595 amino acids. The transcript is spliced from 8 exons. Gene Ontology annotation, biological process: cellular response to lipopolysaccharide; cell surface receptor signaling pathway; T cell costimulation. NCBI's taxonomy places the organism in Eukaryota, Metazoa, Chordata, Actinopteri, Cyprinodontiformes, Fundulidae. Gene Ontology annotation, cellular component: external side of plasma membrane.
CUUUUUGUAAGGAUUUGAUGAUUGUAAAUAUAGGAAGAUGGAGCUGUUUGCUGUGUUUGUGUUCCUCCUCUAUGCCUCUCAGGAGUCUUUGACUGUGACAGUGGAGGUCUAUAAGGGGGAACAAUCUGUACUGCUGCCCUGCCUGUACAGCAACAUAUUAGAAGAAGUUACUACAGUGAAAUGGAGCCGCUUUGAUCUCAAUCCUAAUACUGUCCAUAAACAGCGAGAAACAGACAACCUACGUGAACAAAAUCCACUUUUUGAAGGACGGACAUCAAUGAGACCUGAUGCUCUAGACUCUAGUAACUUCAGCCUCACUCUGAAAGAACCACAACUGUCUGACAGCGGUGUCUACAUUUGCAGCCUUGGUGAUAAAGAAGAAAUCCUAUCCGACAUUCAGCUGCAUGUCAAAGAAAUAUUUCCAACCUGGGCCGUAGUUCUGCUGGUUCUGCUGGUUCUUCUUGCUGUUUCUGGAGGCCUUUUAAUUCAUUUCAGACAUUAUUUAAUAUCAGUCUACAAGGUGGAGGUGGAUUCAGGAGUGGAGUCUGUUCUGCUGCCCUUUAAAACUACAGUCCGUCUGCCUGAAGAAGUCACAGUAACAUGGAGAAACAACAGGAGCUGGAUGGUCCACAGUUAUCGCUCUGAAGACGGUCAACAACACUGGCAGUAUGAAGACAGAACAGAGAUGAAGAUAAAUGUCAAAUCUGGAGACUUCAGUCUGACCCUGAAGAACCCCACAGACAGAGACUCAGGAACCUACAGCUGCACCGUUUCCCAAAGAUGGUCAGAAAAAAUCCUGGCUAAGAAACAAGUGCUGCUCAAUGUUGAAGUCUACAAGGUGGAGGUGGAUUCAGGAGUGGAGUCUGUUCUGCUGCCCUUUAAGACUACAGUCAGUCUGACUGGAGAAGUCACAGUAAUGUGGAGAAACAACAGUGGCAGGGUGGUCCACAGUUAUCGCUCUGAAGAUGGUCUACAACACUGGCAGUAUGAAGACAGAACAGAGAUGAAGUCUGGAGACUUCAGUCUGACCCUGAAGAACCCCACAGUCAGAGACUCAGGAACCUACAGCUGCACCGUCUGCAGCAGACAGUCAGGAACAAUCCUGGCUAAGAAACAAGUUCUGCUCAAUGUUGAAGUCUACAAGGUGGAGGUGGAUUCAGGAGUGGAGUCUGUUCUGCUGCCCUUUAAAACUACAGUUCGUCUGCCUGGAAAUAAAGUCACAGUAACCUGGAGAAACAACAGUGACAGGAUGGUUCACGCUGAUCGGUAUUGCUUACAAUAUCAACAACAACAAAAGCAGUAUAUAAACAGAACAGAGAUGAAAAAUAAUUAUGAAUCUGGAGACUUCAGUCUGACCCUGAAGAACCCCACAGACAGAGACUCAGGAACCUACAGCUGCUCCGUCCAUGAUGACGAGUCAGGAGAAAUCCUGGCUAAGAAACAAGUGCUGCUCAAGGUCAAAGGUGAAGCUGACUCUCUGAUCAUGGCCAUAGACUUUGGUUCAGGAUACAGCGGCUACGCCUUCAAUCUAAAACCCAGAGAGGAAGGAGGUGAGACCCAGUUAAAGAGAUGGGGUAAAGAACUUGGACUGGACUCCCCAAAGACUCCAACCUGCAUCCUGUUUGAUGAAGAUAGACAAUUCCUGGAGUUUGGUUAUGAAGCUAAAGCAGCGUACAGCAACAUGAGACGAGAAGAAGCUGAGAAAUAUUAUUUCUUUGUAGACUUCAAGAGCAAUAUCCUGAACACAACGCCACACCCAAGGGAGGAGCACUCUGCCGCAGCCGUCCCUCCGCCGCAAACGCCGGCGAGCGGUUACUCUGGCUGA